AUGACAAAGGACAUCAGCCUUAAGGCCGCUUGCGCGGACUCCUUCUACUAUCCGCAGGAAUGGGCUCCUUCCAAGGGAUCUCUCGAUGCCUUCCAGCGUAGGAGGGGCUUUGAGCAUCACUUUGGCAAGCAACGCACCAAGAAUCUCAGCAAAGGAGUCCUCUUGAUUCGCUUUGAGAUGCCCUUCACGGUGCAAUGUUUGAGGUGUCAGCAUUACAUCCGCCAAGGAACUCGUUACAAUGCGGACAAGAAGAAGGUGGGGAUGUACUUCACCACUCCACUCUACGAGUUUGCCAUGAACUGUGGCAACAUUGUGCAUCCCGCAAGAUCCGCCAACGGUUCGGCCCAUUGCAACCAGCGUUUUGUCAUCCGCACCGAUCCCAAGAACGAUGACUACGAGCUGGCCGAAGGUCUUCGGAAGAAAGUGGAAAUCUGGGACAACAAGGUGCAGUGGCCCUUGCUGAUCAUUCUGAGGGGGUUUUGA
Cladocopium goreaui is the source of this 483-nucleotide messenger RNA. The record is from the annotation of a GenBank genome assembly. NCBI's taxonomy places the organism in Eukaryota, Dinophyceae, Suessiales, Symbiodiniaceae.